AAUCAAACAUAUGGAAGAUAUGGCAAGACCACAAAGUCAGUUACAAGCAGCGCAAAAAAAGAAGAAAAGCUUCUGGGGACGGGUGUGUUCAUUUUUGGGAUUUUAAAUAAGGCUCGCGCAAGCAUGGCACGAGGAGGGCCCGAAUACAAGAUAAUUGUAUGA
This is a messenger RNA of Paraglomus brasilianum, 162 nucleotides long. Lineage: Eukaryota; Fungi; Glomeromycota; Glomeromycetes; Paraglomerales; Paraglomeraceae. The record is from the annotation of a GenBank genome assembly.